AUGUCCAACCUCAAAGGCGGCGUCAAGAAGGACACCAAGAUGAGGAUAAGAGCCUUUCCUAUGACAAUGGAUGAGAAGUAUGUGAACAACAUCUGGGACCUCCUGAAGAAUGCCAUCCAGGAGAUCCAGAGGAAGAACAACAGUGGGCUGAGCUUUGAGGAGCUCUAUAGGAACGCCUACACCAUGGUGCUGCACAAGCACGGUGAAAAGCUCUACACAGGCCUGCGUGAGGUUGUCACAGAGCACCUCAUCAACAAAGUACGGGAAGAUGUCCUCAACUCGUUAAACAAUAACUUCCUGCAGACAUUGAAUCAAGCGUGGAACGAUCACCAGACAGCCAUGGUCAUGAUCAGAGACAUCCUCAUGUACAUGGACCGGGUGUACGUGCAGCAGAACAACGUGGAGAACGUCUACAACCUGGGCCUCAUCAUCUUCAGGGACCAGGUGGUGCGCUACGGCUGCAUCCGGGACCACCUCCGCCAGACCCUGCUGGACAUGAUCGCACGGGAGAGAAAAGGAGAGGUGGUGGACCGGGGAGCCAUCAGAAACGCCUGUCAGAUGCUGAUGAUUCUGGGCUUGGAGGGCCGGUCUGUGUACGAGGAGGACUUUGAGGGCCCCUUCUUAGAAAUGUCAGCAGAAUUCUUCCAGAUGGAGAGCCAGAAGUUCCUAGCGGAGAACAGUGCUAGUGUGUAUAUAAAGAAGGUGGAGGCCAGAAUCAAUGAGGAGAUCGAACGGGUGUUGCACUGCCUGGACAAGUCCACAGAGGAGCCCAUCGUCAAGGUGGUGGAGCGGGAGCUCAUCUCCAAACACAUGAAGACCAUUGUGGAGAUGGAGAACUCUGGCCUGGUCCACAUGCUGAAGAAUGGCAAGACUGAAGACCUGGGCUGCAUGUACAAACUGUUCAGCCGUGUGCCUAAUGGCCUGAAGACCAUGUGUGAGUGUAUGAGCUCCUACCUCAGGGAGCAAGGCAAGGCUCUGGUGUCAGAGGAGGGAGAGGGCAAGAACCCCGUUGACUACAUCCAGGGCCUUUUGGACCUGAAGACGCGGUUUGACCGUUUCCUCUUGGAGUCGUUCAACAAUGACCGGCUCUUCAAACAGACCAUCGCCGGGGACUUUGAGUACUUCCUCAACCUCAACUCACGUUCCCCCGAGUACCUGUCUCUCUUCAUCGAUGACAAGCUAAAGAAGGGGGUCAAAGGGCUGACGGAGCAGGAGGUGGAGUCCAUCCUGGACAAGGCCAUGGUGCUGUUCCGGUUCAUGCAGGAGAAGGAUGUGUUUGAGAGGUACUACAAACAGCACCUGGCCCGGAGGUUGCUCACCAACAAGAGUGUCUCGGACGAUUCAGAGAAGAACAUGAUCUCUAAGCUUAAGACGGAGUGUGGCUGUCAGUUCACCUCUAAACUGGAAGGGAUGUUCAGAGACAUGAGCAUCUCCAACACCACCAUGGAUGAGUUUAGACAACACUUACAGUCCACGGGGGUCUCUCUAGGGGGUGUUGAUCUCACAGUAAGAGUACUCACCACGGGUUACUGGCCCACACAGUCGGCCACGCCCAAAUGCACCAUUCCCCCCUCCCCCAGACACGCCUUUGAGGUAUUUAGAAGGUUCUACUUGGCCAAACACAGUGGCAGACAGUUGACACUCCAGCACCACAUGGGUUCAGCUGACCUCAACGCCACCUUUCACGGGCCCAUCAAGAAGGAGGACGGUUCUGAGGUCGUAGUGGGAGGAGCCCAAGUGACAGGCUCUAAUACCAGAAAACACAUACUGCAGGUGUCAACCUUCCAGAUGACAAUCCUUAUGCUCUUCAACAACAGAGAAAAGUCCACGUUUGAAGAGAUCCAGCAGGAGACAGACAUCCCGGAGCGGGAGCUGGUCCGAGCGUUGCAGUCCCUGGCCUGUGGGAAGCCCACCCAGCGUGUCCUCACCAAGGAGCCCAAGUCCAAGGAGAUUGAGAACGGCCAUGUGUUUACAGUCAAUGAUCAGUUUACCUCCAAACUGCACCGGGUCAAAAUACAGACAGUUGCUGCUAAACAGGGGGAGUCGGACCCUGAGAGGAAGGAGACGCGGCAGAAGGUGGAUGAUGACAGGAAGCACGAAAUCGAAGCAGCCAUCGUCCGGAUUAUGAAGUCCAGGAAGAAGAUGCAGCACAACGUCCUGGUAGCAGAGGUUACCCAGCAGCUGCGGGCCCGGUUCCUGCCCAGCCCUGUGGUUAUUAAGAAGCGCAUUGAAGGACUAAUAGAGAGAGAAUACUUGGCACGGACGCCAGAGGACCGCAAAGUCUACACCUACGUUGCAUAAGAGGAGCAGAGCAUUGUGGAGGAGGAAAGAUGGAUGGAGGGGUGUUUGGACUGUUGUUUGCAUGGACUGGGAUGUUUCUUUUAAAAGAUAAACGCUGGGAAGCUAACUCAUCCACAAAAAUGAAAAAUAAAAACCAGACGUGAAUGGCAAAAUUACCACAAAAUCAAAAUCCGUGUUGUAGAUGAUUUGAAGUCAGGCCCCCACUACUCUCAUUCCCUGUGAGAAUUUCAAAAUGGAUGGAUUCCAGCUUCGAGCUUUUCACCGUUUUACCCUUGUAGAGAUCUACUUAAAGAAUCCCUUGGGAAAGAUGUGAAUGCACCACACGUUUUUUUUUUUUUUCAAUACUGUAUAAAAUUUAGAAAAUGAAUUAUUAAAAA
Esox lucius (northern pike) is the source of this 2678-nucleotide messenger RNA. RefSeq names its product cullin-3. Lineage: Eukaryota; Metazoa; Chordata; Actinopteri; Esociformes; Esocidae. Gene Ontology annotation, cellular component: Cul3-RING ubiquitin ligase complex. The record is from RefSeq and is a predicted model, not a curated record. Bases 1 to 2301 code for a protein of 766 amino acids. Gene Ontology annotation, biological process: protein ubiquitination; ubiquitin-dependent protein catabolic process. Gene Ontology annotation, molecular function: ubiquitin protein ligase binding. The transcript is spliced from 16 exons.